AUGCCAUAUCCUCACCCUCCUCCGACUUCUUCUAACGUUAGCACGAUCAACUCUAAUCAUUCCUCCACCGCCUCUUUGACUCAAAGCUCGACCCCUUCCUCCGCCCACCAACAGAACCGGAAUCGAGCUCGGACAGGCAUCGCGAAUAUAGACUCUUCAGUUGCCAACCCUGCACGACUUCCGGGUCAGACGCCGACUCAAGCACUCGGACGACGUCGACGUUCUCCGACUUCUGGCGGCCCCUCCGAUCCCCAGCCCGACAGCUCUCAAGCGCCAGACAACGAUCUCACUGAGCCGCCGACCAAACGACGGAGAGAAAACGACACGAUGGGUGGGAGCGACAUCCUCGAUACCCAUAAUGGUGCUCCUCUAGGUUUUUCUAACGGCUCAACUGAGCCAUCUAUGGGGGUCACUAAUGGUCAUAAAUCUGCCAUGAAUGGUUCGACGAACCGCGACAACAAUAGCACAAUCACUAAAGGCCAUGGGAUGCCCUCCGAAUACUUCGGGCACAACCGCGAAGAGGUUACUCGAUUGUUGAUACAAGCACUGGCAGAUAUGGGUUAUCAAACUGCCGCUGAUAAUGUAAGCCGCGAAAGCGGCUACGAACUGGAGAGCCCGACUGUAGCUGGUUUCAGGUCAGCAGUGCUCAGUGGCUCCUGGUCCAAGGCUGAAGAGCUUCUUGCUGGGGCGUCAUUCGAGACCGAGGGUCAAGGGAACGGGCUUGUUCUGGCACCGAGUGCAGAUCGCAAUGCCAUCCGGUUCUGGCUAAGACAACAGAAGUUUCUGGAGCUUCUAGAACAGAAAGACACCAGCCGGGCUCUUGUCGUACUCCGAAGUGAGCUGACACCGCUUUCUCAUGAUACUGGGAAACUGCAUUUCUUAUCAAGUCUUUUGAUGUGUCGUUCUGUUGACGAUCUUAUGGCUAAAGCCGACUGGGAUGGUGCCAAUGGCCAAUCACGAAAGUUGCUCCUCUCAGAGUUGUCAAAAUGCAUAUCGCCUUCAGUAAUGCUACCAGAGAACCGCCUGGCAGUUCUUCUCGAGCAGGUUAAGCAGAGCCAGAUUGAUACUUGCUUGUAUCAUACGCAGGCAUUAUCGCCAUCGCUCUACUCAGACCACUUCUGUGACAGACGAUGGUUUCCAACAGAGGUGGCGCUGGACCUCACUGACAUGAAUGAUGAGAUCUGGCAGGUACAAUUCUCACAUGAUGGUUCGAGGCUGGCUGCCUGUGGCAGUGGUCGGCAGGUUGUAAUAUGGGACACACAUACUUUCUCUGUUGCAAAGGUUCUUGAUGGUCAUGAUGAAGGCGUUGGUAAUAUGUCAUUCAGCCCUGAUGAUUCGAUGAUUUUAUGCUGUGCAAGAGAUGGAUAUGCGAGGCUUUGGUCUACUAGCGAUGGGCAUCUGAUAAGGCAGUUUAACAGAUUCGCAGAACCUGUCAGUGGUUGUGUUUGGGCUCAUGACAACCGGUCCUUUGUUCUCGGUACAUUAGAUCCUGCAUCGAGCUUGCGCACAAUAAACCUACACACAGGUAGUGAGGUAUACGAUUGGGGAAAGAAGCAUCGCGUCGAGGAUCUAUGUGGAUCGCCUGAUGGCCGAUGGCUCGUGGCUCUCGACAACGAACGAAGAAUUCACGUCUACAACGCCACCACACAUGAACUUGAGUUUGAUAUGGAGCUUAACAACCGACCAACGUCCGUAAGCAUCAGUCAAGACUCACGUCAUUUGCUCAUUAACAAAUCCGACGGCGAGGCCCAGCUUAUUGACCUUGUGACACGCAAUUCGGUGCAGAAAUUCUUCGGACACACAGGUGGUGAUUACAUGAUACGCAGCUCUUUUGGCGGAGCCAACGAGAGUUUUGUCGUGAGUGGUAGCGAAGAUGGGAAUAUUCUAAUAUGGCACAAGAACACAGGCGCGGCAAUAGAACGGCUGCCUGGGCACCACCCUCGUUGCAACGCCGUUGCGUGGAAUCCCACCGAUCCUUAUGUCAUAGCAUCUUGCGGGGACGAUGGCCGACUGAAGAUUUGGACCAACAAAUCGCACAGCGCCGAAAUUCGAGCCCGAUACCUUCAGAACCGUGCCAACGAUGCCAACACUUGGGAUAGAGACGAAAGAUAG
This is a messenger RNA of Fusarium venenatum, 2112 nucleotides long. The record is from RefSeq and is a predicted model, not a curated record. Lineage: Eukaryota; Fungi; Ascomycota; Sordariomycetes; Hypocreales; Nectriaceae.